AUGUCCGAGUCAAAUCCACUCCAUCCAACCCUAACCCUCCCUCCAAUAAUCCUCGGCGGCUCAGGCUUCAGCGACCAAUCCCACCCCAAUCCACAAACCCUCCCCGUUGCAACAAUCAUCCGUCGCGCCUUCGACGAAGGCAUCCUUGCUAUCGACACCUCCCCCUACUACCACCCCUCCGAGCACCUCCUCGGUACCGCCCUCUCCGACCCCCAGAUAACAACCCGCUACGCACGCAGCGACUACAUUCUCAUGACUAAAGUCGGGCGCCUCUCGACCAGCGCCUUUGACUAUUCCCCCACCUGGGUCCGCCAAUCAGUCCACAACUCCCUCGAGCGCCUACACACCACCUACCUAGACGUAGUCUUCUGCCACGACGUGGAAUUCGUCUCGGAGCACGAAGCCGUCGAAGCUGUCGGCGUGCUCUUCGACCUCCGCCGACAGGGCUAUAUCAAGUACGUGGGCAUCUCCGGCUAUCCACUCGAGACGCUAGUCUCUGUCGCGCAUGCCGUGCGACACGUAUAUGGCCAGCCAUUAGACGUCGUGCAGACCUGGGCUCAGUUGACAGUGCAGAACACUAAGCUGGAGCGGUAUGGCAUUCCGGCUCUUCGUGAGGCUGGCGUGUCGGUGGUUUGUAGUUCGAGUCCGCUUGCCUCCGGGUUGUUGCGUGCGGGAAAGGUGCCUUGUGGGAGACUGGGGGAUUGGCAUCCUGCGCCUGAGGGGCUGAGGAGCGCUGUGAGUAUCGCUUCGGGUUGGUUGGAGUGUCAGGGGUUCGGGUUAGCGGGGUUGGCGUUGCGGUUUUCGUUGGCGAAAGCUGUGCGGGCUGCCGAUAGAUACGCCGUCUCUGUCUCUACUGUCCUGGGGGUAUCGUCCUUGAAGGAUGUGGAAGAGGAUGUGGAGGUUGCGCGGGACAUUUUACGUGAUCUGGAUGCUGGGCCUUUGGAUAAAAGGAUGGAAGUGAUGGGCGGCCUGUCGCGUCUUCGAUGGGUGAAUGAAGAGGUUGAAUGUCGGGAUUUACGGCUGUGUUAUGGCGUGCGGAACAUCUUGGGGGAAUGGGCUGAGUAUGACUUGCAGAAAUUCGUGGAAGACAAAGACGAACCGCAAUACUAUGUGCAUGCCUUGAAUAAGUACAACACUGCAGUAGCAAUAGAGCUGAACCCAUGUUCAUGGGACUUGAAUAACUACCUUCCCAGAAUAAUGAAAAUUAUAUGGAUAUUUAUAUAUCUGCCUGGUCUGAUUGAAGUUAAAGGAAGAUUUAAUCUCAAGCUAGGAAAGCUAAACCUAGAUGAUAUAAUCUUCUAUCUAGACUAA
Molecule: messenger RNA, 1311 nt
Organism: Aspergillus niger
Lineage: Eukaryota; Fungi; Ascomycota; Eurotiomycetes; Eurotiales; Aspergillaceae
Exons: 3
Coding region: 1-1311 (436 amino acids)
Biological process (GO): dehydro-D-arabinono-1,4-lactone biosynthetic process
Cellular component (GO): cytosol
Molecular function (GO): D-arabinose 1-dehydrogenase [NAD(P)+] activity
Source: RefSeq, a predicted model, not a curated record